Messenger RNA from Diaporthe batatas, 3793 nucleotides. RefSeq lists its product as uncharacterized. The transcript has 5 exons. Gene Ontology annotation, molecular function: histone binding. The record is from RefSeq and is a predicted model, not a curated record. NCBI's taxonomy places the organism in Eukaryota, Fungi, Ascomycota, Sordariomycetes, Diaporthales, Diaporthaceae. Gene Ontology annotation, cellular component: Set1C/COMPASS complex. The coding region runs from base 1203 to 3209 and encodes 668 amino acids.
CAGUAGUAGUCCAAGUCUGUGUAGGGUACUUAUCCCAGGUACCCCUACAGCCAGCCUUCCUUGGAAACAGGAAACGAGGAGUCGCCGGAAGGGACCCACCACUACAUCUCUCUCGCUCUCUUCUCAGUUCCUGCAAGUCCCAGUCUCCCAGGUCCAGGUCCAGGUCCAGGUCUAGGUCCAGGGCCAUCCAUCGCCUUGACAUCUUCGCCGUCCCCUUCAAUCUGCGCAACCUCAUGACAGCAGCAGUUUUGAACAACAACAGGGCGAGGAACCUGGGCCACAUCAACACCUUUCUCUCCCACCAGAGAACUUCCGUCUCACCCUCACCCUCACCCUCACCCUCACUACUACUCACCUUCACGCCUCACUCCUCACUCGGCCAUCAGAUACCACCUGCAUCCCGGUAUUGACUCGGUCCCUUCCAUUCAUACGUCGCCACACCGCGGUCAUCCAGUCUUUUCUCUCCUGCAGAGCCCUCGCCUCCUGGUGUGGUUCUGCACGUCUGAUGUGCUGUGUACGACUCGUUCCCCUCCGACACAUUACUUAUUACUCCGCAGCGCUUCCGACAACUCUGCCUCGCCGCCGGCCUGGCCCUCACGCUUUAAGCCUCGCGCCUCCUCACCUCUCCUCCGCACCAGCAGCCGCCCGCUCAAACCCACCCACCCCUUGAUUUGGACUCGCUCUCCCUCCUCCGCCCCCCGGGUUCAAAGCGUCAGCACCAUCUUUCUGCCUCCUACUCCAGCCUCCCGCCUGGGUUUCGGCUCCCGUGUCAAAAGUAUCUUUGCGCACUCAGACCCUCUUCUGCCGUCAUUCUUUGCGGCUCCAAAUCGACAGCACACGCCGGGCCUGCCUGCACUGUCGCUUGCUGGUUCCACUUGCGACGGAGCAGCACCGCCCAUCAUCCUGGCUAGCGCUGCCGCCAUUCCCCUUGUUCCACAUCAUUAAAGCGUCCUGGCCUCCCAAUUCCCGUCCCUUUUCCAACUGUACGUUCCAACCGCCUCCAAGGACCCGCCAUUCCGAUCGAGACCCGAGUCAACUUCGACCCCGUCCCGCCUGUCUGAAUCUCGAGUCCCGAGACCGUGGUCUGCACCUGACAACGACGAGGCCACUCCUCGUCCCGCGCUUCUCUGAUUGUUCCUCGGCCGCCGAGUCCUAGAGAUAGGGUCCCGACAAUAUUAUUGCGUUCAGGGACUCUUGUCACAAUGGAUGGCUAUGGCCACCGCCCGCUCAGCUUUUCGGACAGAAGGGCGAGUCUGUACUCGAGUGAGGAUGUCGUCAUGGGUAACGGAAACCACACAAUCAAGAUCCCCCAGCCUAGACCGCCCAGGGGACCACCGACUCCCAGCAUGAGCACGCCUGCCGCCGACUUCGACCAGACCCUGACCGGAUCGCCGCCGCCGCCCCCUACACCUGCGGCAUCGCCCGGCCCGACCAACGCUCAACCCGACUGGAGUGACGCCGCGGACGAUGAGGAUAUCUUCCUGGCCCAGUGUCGACAACACUUUCAGACCUGCAGCGGCCCUCAACGAACACGCAUCUUGGCGGACCUGUUGAACUUGUGUACAAGCCAGCAGCUGUCAUUUGUCCACCAAUUCGUCAGCCCAUUGCUCAAGAAGGAUCCUUUUACCAGUCUUCCUGAUGAGUUAUGUCUUAGGAUCCUGUCAUUCAUCGACGACCCCAAAGUCCUAGCGAGAGCUUCUCAGGUAUCAAGGAGAUGGCGAGACCUACUCAGCGAUGACAUGACUUGGAAGAAUCUCUGUGUCAAACACGAUUACGGCCGCCGUCUUUCCGAGGUUGGCACUACGGUACCCCUCUACGCAUCUCGACCUGGAGCACAGCCUCUUGUCACGCUGGACACGCCCUUCUCAAAUCACAUGCACAGUUUCCCUGGAGCCCUGCCAACUGCGACUGGCAUGUCGGCUUCCAGGAGCCUUGACGGCUCUGAGACGAGCUCCCGUCCCAAGCUGAGGACGUACAAGUCGCAUUUCAAGCAGAGGUACUUGGUGGAUGCGGCGUGGCGGACUGGUGGCAAGGCUACCACACGAGCUAUCACCCAGGACGGUGGCGUCGUGACCAGCCUGCACCUGACGCCGCGAUACAUCAUCGUGGCUCUGGAUAAUGCCAAGAUCCACGUCUUCGACACUGAGGGCAAUUCGCUGCGAGUGCUGCAGGGCCAUGUGAUGGGCGUCUGGGCUAUGGUCCCAUGGGAAGACAUCCUGGUCAGCGGUGGCUGUGAUCGAGAUGUCCGGGUUUGGGACUUGAGCACUGGAAACUGCGUGCACACCCUGAGGGGUCACACGUCCACUGUGCGUUGUCUUAAGAUGUCUGACGCCAAAACCGCAAUUUCCGGCUCGAGAGAUACCACCCUUCGCGUCUGGAAUAUCGAGACUGGCGUCUGCCGCAACGUCCUUGUAGGUCAUCAAGCUAGUGUUCGAUGCUUGGAGAUCAAGGGAGAUAUAGUGGUUUCAGGCAGUUACGAUACUACCGCGAAGGUCUGGAGCAUAUCGGAGGGCAGAUGUCUACACACGCUUCAAGGCCACUACAGCCAGAUUUAUGCUAUUGCCUUUGACGGCGCAAGGGUGGCAACGGGCAGCCUGGACACGAGCGUGCGGAUCUGGAACGCAAACACAGGCGAGUGCCAGGCAGUCCUGCAAGGGCACACGUCCCUGGUGGGCCAGCUCCAGAUGCGGGGAGAUACCCUUGUCACCGGCGGCUCUGACGGCUCCGUCAGAGUCUGGUCCCUCUCGAAGUUCGUCCCAAUUCACCGGCUGGCUGCGCACGAUAACAGCGUGACAAGCUUGCAAUUCGACGAUACUCGUGUGGUUAGCGGUGGCAGUGAUGGCCGUGUUAAGGUCUGGGACCUGAAAACGGGCCACCUCGUUCGCGAGCUGAUUGCGCAAGGCGAGGCUGUGUGGCGCGUGGCUUUCGAGGAUGAGAAAUGCGUGGCCAUGGCUCUCCGGAACAAUCGAACCAUCAUGGAGGUCUGGUCCUUUUCUCCUCCACCGGAAGAUGAUAGGCCGUUCGCGGUGAGGUCGCUCGAGGAACCGGACCGGCCCAAGAGCGCCUUGCCUUUGGACUACCGUCCGCCACAGUCCGCACUCCUUCACAGCCUGGGUCCGCGUGACAGUGGAGUCGAAGACAUUGACAUGAGAGACGCUGGCCCCUCAACCGCCCCCCUCCGGCAAGGCGGCACUUUCUUCCACGACUGAAUCUGACCUUGGACCCGAUGACCACUCUUCAACGCUGAUACAACCCUUAUCAGCGAGCCGAAUGCAUUUCCCUCUGUCGUUGGGUGGCACGCAUUCUGAUGCCUUAUACUGGCCGAGCAGAGACCGUUAGAACCAUCAUUUAUUACGGCAUACAUCGCAUGGCCAGGUGGUCUGAACCUUAUCCGCUGACACCAUUGUUUGCAUAUGGGGUAGACAUCGCAUUUUUCUGGCUACAAAACUUUUAUUGCUUCUAGUCCUGGCGCAACGCCGGGUGUUCAUAGUCGAUUUUUAUCCGCAUGGCUGGGGCGUUAACACUUGAGGCUGGCUGGGCGUUCGUUGCCUUGGUUGGUUUCAACAUAAUGGGAAAUAUGGAAACGGUUGGCAACCAGAGAUGCGAGGUAUUGUUUGAGUUUUGUCAUGGAGUCACUGGAGGAAUAGAUGAGUUCAUUUGCAGUAGCUUUUGUACGAAAAACAAAUAGCACUUAGCUCAGAAGGCCCCUUGAAAAUGCUCAAAGUGAGAUGCGGCCUAGGAUGAUAGAUCACUAAAGCAAUGAAUGAGUGGGCUGACUCUAUGUACUCCGUGC